Messenger RNA from Drosophila melanogaster (fruit fly), 1804 nucleotides. RefSeq lists its product as uncharacterized. The record is from RefSeq and is marked reviewed. Gene Ontology annotation, molecular function: zinc ion binding. NCBI's taxonomy places the organism in Eukaryota, Metazoa, Arthropoda, Insecta, Diptera, Drosophilidae. Bases 97 to 1602 code for a protein of 501 amino acids. The transcript has 3 exons. Gene Ontology annotation, cellular component: nucleus.
ACCACUAACGCAUCAGCUGGACUUUGGCAUCACUGUUCGGGACGCUAAAUUAAGUUAUUUAUUUAAACGUGUAUUAUCUACUGUCGAGUUCAAUCCAUGACGACCAUGUCGCCGCCGUCCCCCAUGGACGCCUUGUGCCGCGUGUGCCACACAGCAUCGCCGCGCUGCCUGCCGCUCUUCAAACCGCUCGACGAUCCAAUUUCCGGCAAACCAGCGACGCUGGCCAGCAUUUUAAGCUACUGCAGCGGUCUGGAGAUCCUAGAGGCGGAGCUCUUCCUGCCCCACCACAUCUGCCCGGACUGCGUGGCCAAGUUGCGGCUCUCGCUGGAAUUCAAGCGGAGUGUCCAUCGCAUGGACAGAAUUCUGCGGCAGAGUCAUGCGGACUUUUGCCGCAGCAAAAAGAUCAGCGCGGUGAAUACUAGGGCCAGGCUGUCAACCGAGAUUCCGGAGGAUUUUGUACUCGUGCUCGAUGACCAGGAAGUGACUGAAUAUCCAGCAGAAACGAUACGAGAUGAGGAGCAACUCCUGGUCGUAGAAUCAGAUGAGGCGGAGAGCCGGCUGGAAGCGCCAAUUGUACAGGAGGAGAGGCUGGAUAUUGCACUGGAACAGCACGAAGACGAUCUCUGCGAGAUUGUCGACGAUCCGGAUCCGGAGCAACGUAGGAGCAGGUUAGAAAGAUCCGAGCCAGCGCUGCAAUGUCCCAUUUGCGGCAAACAACUGGCUAGGAAGCGGACCUUUCAGUACCACAUGAGGCUACAUGGCCAGCCAAAAAUUCGCCAAGAAGACAACGACCACUGCAUUGAAGAGUGCCUCCAAGUGGAGCCCGUUUUGCAGGCCAAAGCUGGCGAAGAUGUCUACGAGAUUGUGGAGAAAUCAGCACAGACUUCGGCGACGCAGAAAACUUUGCCCAGUGGAAGCCGGCCUUGGAAACCCCUCAAUCCCUCCCUACAGUGUAAAAUCUGUGGCAAGCAACUAAGCACCAACAACUCCUUCAAGUACCAUAUGCAGCUACAUGGCACGGCCACGCCCUACGUUUGCACAAUCUGCGGAGAGUCCUUUAAGACGCGAAACGCCCGCGACGGCCAUGUCACGCUGCACGAUCGUAACAAUCCGAACAGGUGCCCCACCUGCUUCAAGGUCUACCGGCAGGCGUCCUCGCUGCGCACACACCUUCUAAUCCACAGCGGAAUCAAGCCAUUCGAGUGCAGCAUCUGCGGCAAGAGGCUAACACAGAAGUCGGGCUACAAGAAGCACAUGCUCACCCACACGGGCGAGAAGCCGCACGGCUGCGACAUUUGCGGCCGUCGCUUCCGCUACUCGAGCAAUCUGAUUGCCCACAAGCGCUGCCACAGCCAGGAGAAGCCCCACCCGUGCCCGGUGUGCCAGAAGCGCAGCUUCGGCAGCACAUCCGAGCUCAACCGCCACAUGCUCGUCCACAGCAGCGAGCGACCGUUCGGCUGUGAGCAGUGCGGCAAGUCCUUCAAGCGCCGCAUCUCACUCGCCAUCCAUCGCCAGUCGCACAAGGCGGGCAGACAGCGGAGGCGGGCCGAGCAUGAAGUGGGUGUCCAACUGGAGGAGCAGGACGAGAAUGUGGAGACCUGAAGCUAGAUCGCUUAUACUAUCGGCUUAAUGUACAAAUCGGGACAUUUAGUUUUAGUUCAAUUCGCUUUUAUUUUCGGUACUUUCCUUCGCACAAUAACAAGUUUUAAGUGUGUUCCUAUUGUUAGGAUAAAUUUGAUUGGUUUUCCCACCCAAAAUAAUGCGUGUUUCAUACAUACAUAUAUAUUAUAUAUGGUCAACAAAC